AUGCAGAAUCUCAGUUUGCCGGUGCGUACGACGCCGAGUCGGCGGAAUCAGGAGAGCAGGAGCUACUUCACCAGUUACACGCCGCCGAGCUCGACGGAGGCGAUUAAUGGCCCGGUGAGGGAGCCGGUGAGGGAGCAGCCGCCGAUGACGGAUCGGCUGAUUGUGGGAGUGGAUUUUGGAACGACAUUUUCGGGUGUCGCCGCGGUAUAUACAUCAACGCCGGAUGACGUCGAAAUCAUCAAGACGUGGCCAGGCGGCAAUGGAAUCACCUCAGACAAAGUCCCCACGGAGAUUGCAUACAGCUUCCCAGCCAACGACUCAACCGGCGCCGAGCCCACUGUGAAAUGGGGGUUCCAGUUCAAGCCAGACGAGUCACGGCUGCGAUGCAUCAAGCUGUUCCUCGAUCGCUCCCAGAAACUCCCCUUUUACGUCAGCCCGCUGGACACGGCGGCGCAACUCAAGAAAUUCAACAAGAACGUCGUGGAUGCUGUUAGCGACUACCUGACCCAGAUUUACAAGCACACCAUGGAUACCCUGACGCGGCGCUACGGCGAGUCGUUUAUGGCGUCGACAAAGGUCGAGUUUGUGCUGACGUGCCCGGCGGUAUGGAGCGAUGCGGCCAAGAAUACGACGCUGCAGGCGGCGGAGCGGGCGGGCAUGGGGAGCAGGUCGGAGAUUCAGAUGAUUAGCGAGCCGGAGGCGGCGGCGGUUUAUACGCUCAAGGCGAUUCAGCCGAAUCAUUUGAACAUUGGUGAUAAUUUCAUCGUUUGUGAUGCAGGCGGUGGAACGGUAGACUUGAUUGCGUACAAAAUUAUAUCCCUGAAACCACUGAGAGUCGAGGAAUCUGCAGUGGGAACGGGAGGACUGUGUGGAAGCGCGUUCCUGAAUUACAGGUUUGAGGAGCAUGUCCGGACCAGGCUAGGCCAGGCCCGGUUCGACGAGAUGAAGACGAAAAAGGGCAAGACGUGGCAGAUGGGCCUGCGAUACUUUGAAGAGUUUGUCAAGCGCAAUUUCAACGAGGAUGAACACCAGGAGAUUAAUGUUCCCUUCCCUGGUCUUCCCGACGAUGAAGAAGCAGGACUCGACUCGGGAUUCAUGGUCAUGAGCGCCGAGCAGAUCAAGGACAUCUUCGAGCCCGUCGUUAAGGAGGUCUGUGAUCUGGUACAAGGCCAAGUCGAAGGCCUCCGCGGCAAGGGCGGCAUCGUCUCCGGCAUCGUGUUAGUCGGCGGCUUCGGCCAGAGCGACUAUCUCUACCGACGGCUCAAGUCACACUUCUCGAGCGCCGCGCCGCCGCCGUAUAGCGAGCGGCCAACGCAUGCCAACGCAAAUUCAUCGCAGGACAGCGGGUCCAUUGAGGUGAUGCAGCCGGUGUAUGCGUGGACGGCGGUCGUGCGCGGAGCGGUGCUGAGGGGCCUGGAGGGCAACAUGGUGAUUUCGAGAAAAUCGAGGAUGCACUAUGGAACGUCGUUUGCGACGGUGUAUGAUGAGGAGAAGCACUCUGUGAGCGAGCGAUACUGGUCGCCGCUGUGGGAGCGGUGGAUGGUAUCAGAUCGGAUGCAGUGGCACAUUGCCAAGGGUGAAUCGCUCUCUCCUCUAUCCCCUAUUGCUUUCCACUACACCCGCAACUUUCGUCCCGGCCAGUCGCUCAUUGUGACGGACGACCUGAUUGCGUGCGACGCUGACGACCCGCCCGCGGCGUACACGCGGGAUCUGGUCAACGUGUGCACGCUGACGACGGAUCUGAAUGCGGUGCCGAGGAGCUUGUUUACGAGGUUGACCACGACGAGGGGCGUGGAGUUUGACAAUCUCGAUUUCACGCUGGAGAUGAUUGUGGAUAGCGCGGGGUUGGGAUUUGAGCUCAAGGUGGAUGGGCACCACUUCACCUUGACAGAACAAAAGACUGCCUGUGACAAGACUCAGCCGCACUGCAACAAUUGCGUUAAAAAAGGCCGGCAAUGUCUGGGCUACGGCUUGAAGCUGUCGUGGCCGCGAAAGGGCGAUGAGCGCCGGUCUGCGUCGCUGCAUAAGAAGCACUUCAUCAUCCCGGUGCGGUCCAAGGAGGCGAUUUUUGUGCAUGCGACGAGUGAGGAUGUCAGGGCGUCGCAGGAGAACGCUCUGUCGAAGUAUGAAGCGGUUGAGCAUUGGUGGGUGAGGCAGCCGGACCUGAAUAUGGCCAAGGUAGAUCCUUUUCUAUCUACCAAUUCCUGGAGCCCCGUUGCGCGGAUCUUGUCGUCCAGCAACCGCAACGACGAGCUCUACGGCCUGCUGGUCCGAAUGGCCUUUCAGGACGACAGCCUGCCGUCACUGGCCUCGCGAUAUGCCAUCAGCGCGCUGUCGUACCAGCAUCUGGCCAUGGAAAAGGCCGCGGUGAUGCACCAGACGGCGGCGAUUCGCGCUCUCCAGACGGCGAUUGAGACGGCAAAGGCGGCAGAGUGCAUGCAGAUGAUGGCGGCGAGCAUGCUGCUCAACAUAUACGAGACACUGAACUUUGAUACCUCGGAUCUCAACUGGGCCAUCUUCUUCUGCGGCACAAAGAGGCUCGCCAACAUGAUCACCAAGCAGCACGACACUUAUUUCGGAGACGAGGCAAUGAUUAUCGACUGGAUCUUUUAUCACGAUGCAAUGUACAAGUUUAGUAUUCGGCACUGGGGGAAGAGGAAUCAGGACCAGAUUCAUCUGGCGGGGCAGAGAAAAGUUCUUUCCAAGGCCGUGUUUUCACCUGAGAGGCAGACUAUUGUGCCCAUCCUUGGCUGCUCCUUGGAACUCUUGGACCUCUUAUGCCAGGUCGUCGACAACGUCUACGAGCCCGGCCACCCCAACUACCUCUCCGAAUCCCACCUCAAAGCCGUCCGCUCCCUCGAAAUCCGCCUCAAAUACCUCGAGCAGCGCCAAGCCGCCGUCCUACCCAGCGACACAAAGCAAGUCACGCAGGAAACCCAAAUCGCCGAGCUCUUCCGCCUCGCCGCCACCAUCUACCUCCUGCGCAUGGCAAAAGGCGAGUCCGAAACGUCCAAAUGCCUCGCCAGCGCCAUGGACCAGGCCUUUCAGAUUCUCAACGAGAUUGAGUACUGCGACCGGCCCUGGCCGCUAUUCAUCAUCGGGCUGGAGUCGCGGACGGAGGAGCAGCGCACGUGCAUGGCUCAGGUGCUGGAGAGCUCGGUGAAGCGACGGCCGCUGGGAUCCAUGACGCUGGUCAAGCGGAUGGUGCCGGAUGCGUGGACGCAGCAGGAUCUGAGGGAGCUGCCGAUGGAGCCGUUUACGCUCUACGACAUGAUUAUUGGGCGGAACCGAGUGACGCCGUGCUUCACAUAA
Molecule: messenger RNA, 3312 nt
Organism: Trichoderma gamsii
Lineage: Eukaryota; Fungi; Ascomycota; Sordariomycetes; Hypocreales; Hypocreaceae
Exons: 10
Coding region: 1-3312 (1103 amino acids)
Biological process (GO): regulation of DNA-templated transcription
Molecular function (GO): ATP binding; zinc ion binding; ATP-dependent protein folding chaperone
Source: RefSeq, a predicted model, not a curated record